UCAUCUUUACACUUUUCGCAUUUCGGAUUUACAAUUUUGUCUCCUUUCCGCUGACGUUAAAAUACCCGCCCCCGCUUUCUCUUUCUUUCCUUCUCCGAUCCGUUUCCAAAUCCCAAGCUUCGAUCGAUCUUUCCCUCCAUAAAAGCCCUAAUUUCACCGAUCUCUCUUUCUAAAACCCUACUUCAUGAUCACCAUCCUUCAGAUCUGAACUUUAUUAUCUCCUUAAUUCAGCAGAUCCGACCUUUCAUUUCUUUCUGAUCUCAGGUUUUGAUCCUGUUGUUUAAAAUAUAUAGACAAAAGGGAUACUGACUUUGGGAAAGUAUAGAGGGAAUUGGAAUUUUCUUUGAUUAAAUUAUGGCAGCUCCUGUGCCUCCAGGGGCACCUAGACCCAGCGCUAAUGCACAGCAACCACCACCACCUAAUUUUAACCCUAAUUAUCAAACCAAUCCCAAUUCUUUAGCCGAUAAUUUGCAUAAUAUGAACCUGAAUCGGCCACCUUCGAUGCCCAAUUCGGGUCCUAGGCCUUCCCCUUUUGGUCAACAACCACCAUUCCCUCAAUCUGCAGUUUCUGCUGGAUUUCCCAUCGCCUCCCCGCCAAUGUCACGGCCUGGCCCACCACCUGGUGUCAUGGGAAGACCUGCAGUGCCUACUACUGGACCACAGCAAUCUACAUUACCUGCAAAUGUACCCCCAGGGAGACCCAUUGGUCCGCCUGUUAGUCACCCAUCCCCUUUUGUCUCUAGACCACCUCCUUCUUCCUUGUCUUCUUCCAUAGGUGGUGCGGUUCUACCUUCUAGUGGUUUCCCAUCUUCAGGUGUACCUAAUGCUGCAGUUGCACCACCACCGCCAGGUGCUCGCCCAAGUCCUUUUGCAUCAUUGUCACCUUUGACUGGUGGUCCAGCUGUGCCCCCGUCAAGUGCAUCUGGUGGUCCUUUGAGUAAUGGGCCACCAGUGAUUGGUUCAGGAGCUUUGCCUGGGGCACCCCGAUUUCCUCCUGCUGCAAGUAUUUCACAACCUCCUGUUGGACCUCCACCAACUAUGAUGUCGGCUAGGGCUCCUGCUCAGGCUCCAACCAUGCGUUCUGUUUUGGGAAGUCCAGCUGUUAGUGCUCCACCUGCUCCCCCGGUGGCUUCAGCAUCACCAUUUCCAGCUGUGCCUCAGGCUAGACCACCACCUCCAGGUUCUCCUUAUGGACCACAGACAUGGCCGAUGCAGCCCCAGCAGGGAAUCCAACCUCCUCUUAUUCCUGGCUCUACACAAGCACAACCUCCAAGAAUGUUUGGAAUGCCACAACAACUACCAAAUCAAGCUAUGACUACUAUUCCACCUGCCAUGGGCCAACCUGGAGCGCCUCUGUCUGGGCCAUCAAAGAUUGAUCCUAAUCAGAUUCCAAGGCCUAUUCCAAGUUCCUCACCAAUUGUGUAUGAAACUCGUCAAGGCAACUCGGCAAAUCCUCCUCCGCCUGCGACAAGUGAUUACAUUGUCAGAGACACUGGGAAUUGUAGUCCUCGUUACAUGAGAUGCACCAUCAAUCAGAUCCCAUGCACAGCUGACCUUUUGACAACCUCAGCAAUGCAGUUGGCUUUGCUGGUCCAGCCUAUGGCCCUUCCUCAUCCGUCAGAGGAUCCUAUUCAAGUUGUGGAUUUUGGGGAAAGUGGUCCUGUCCGAUGUUCUCGUUGCAAAGGUUACAUAAAUCCUUUCAUGAAAUUCAUUGAUCAGGGAAGGAAGUUUAUCUGCAAUUUAUGUGGGUUUACCGAUGAUACUCCUCGUGACUACCAUUGCAACCUAGGUCCUGAUGGUAGGCGUAGAGAUGCUGAUGAGAGGCCUGAGCUGUGUAGAGGAACAGUUGAAUUUGUUGCUUCAAAAGAGUACAUGGUCCGUGAUCCAAUGCCAGCUGUGUACUUUUUCCUAAUUGAUGUAUCCAUGAAUGCCGUACAGACAGGUGCAACUGCUGCAGCUUGCAGUGCGAUUAAUCAAGUUAUUUCUGAUCUUCCUGAAGGUCCUCGAACUCUGGUGGGAAUGGCAACAUUUGACUCAACAAUCCAUUUUUAUAAUUUAAAACGGGCACUACAACAGCCAUUGAUGCUUAUCGUUCCUGACAUACAAGAUGUCUAUACCCCUCUUCAGACAGAUGUUAUUGUUCAGCUUUCUGAGUGUCGCCAGCACUUAGAGCUAUUGCUUGAAAACAUCCCAACAAUGUUUCAGAGUAGUAAAACUGCUGAGUCAUGUUUUGGUGCUGCAAUCAAGGCUGCAUUCUUGGCCAUGAAAAGUACUGGGGGGAAGCUUCUAGUAUUUCAGUCAGUCUUGCCAUCAGUUGGCAUUGGUGCUCUUUCUUCUAGGGAGGCGGAAGGGAGAACUAACAUCUCUGCUGGUGAAAAGGAGGCGCAUAAAUUACUGCAACCUGCUGACAAAAUUCUCAAGACAAUGGCAAUUGAGUUUGCUGAGUAUCAGGUCUGUGUUGACGUAUUUGUCACUACUCAGACAUAUGUAGACAUUGCUUCCAUUUCUGUCAUCCCUAGAACAACUGGAGGCCAGGUGUAUUAUUAUUACCCCUUCUCUGCUGUAUCUGAUCCUGCGAAGCUCUACAAUGACCUUAGAUGGAACAUCACUAGGCCCCAAGGUUUUGAGGCUGUCAUGCGUGUGAGAUGCAGUCAGGGUAUUCAAGUUCAAGAUUACUCUGGAAACUUUUGCAAACGCAUUCCAACUGACAUUGACCUACCUGGGAUUGACUGUGACAAAUGUAUAUUGGUAACCUUAAAGCAUGAUGACAAAUUACAAGAUGGUUCUGAAUGUGCUUUUCAGUGUGCCCUUCUCUAUACCACUGUUUAUGGCCAAAGAAGAAUUCGAGUCACAAACUUAUCCUUGCCAUGCACAAAUAUGCUAAGCAAUUUGUUUCGUGCUGCUGACUUGGAUACUCAAUUUGCAUGUUUCUUAAAGCAAGCUGCUACUGAAAUUCCUACAAGCCCGCUUGUGCAAGUGAGGGAACAAGUGACAAAUCUAUGCAUCAACAUUCUGCUUUCAUAUCGUAAAUUUUGCGCAACAGUAUCAUCAUCUGGACAGCUUAUUCUCCCUGAGGCUCUUAAGCUUCUUCCUCUAUACACCCUUGCAUUAAUCAAGAGUACAGGGUUGCGAAAUGAUGGCAGAAUAGAUGACCGUUCCUUCUGGUUCAAUUAUGUUUCCUCCCUUUCUACUCCUUUGGCAGUCCCGCUGGUUUAUCCCAGAAUGUUUGCCAUCCACAGUCUCAAUUCGAAGGAAGGAGAUGAGUCUGUUCUUCCUUCUAUAAUCCCACUUUCUAGUGAACAUAUCAGCGAUGAUGGAAUUUAUCUUCUUGAGAAUGGUGAGGAUGCUUUAAUAUACUUUGGGAGCUCCGUGGAUUCAAGUAUUUUGCAACAACUUUUUGGCUUUACCUCAGUUGAUGAAGUCCCCACUCAGUUUGUGAUGCAGCAAUAUGACAAUCCAUUAUCCAAGAAGUUCAAUGAUGUAGUAAAUGCGAUUCGGCAGCAAAGAUGUUCCUACCUUCGCUUGAAAUUGUGCAGGAAGGGGGAUCCAUCAGGAAUGCUGUUUUUCUCAUGCAUGGUAGAAGACAAGAAUGCAAUUGGCCCCUCUUAUGUUGAGUUUCUUGUACAUAUUCAUCGGCAAAUUCAAAUGAAAAUGUCAUGACAGUUUCAAGCUGCCUCAGUUCAGCUCACAGGUAUGAGAUUUUUAUUUGGGAUUGCAUGGAGCACAAAGAAAAGGGUUUCAAGUCAGAUGACAAGAAUCUGAGUGGCCUCCUACUCUGAGUUUCUUGUACAUAUCGAGCGGCAAUUCUGAGUGAAAGUUUUAUGAGUGUUUUACGCUUCUUCAGUUUGUUUCACAAGUUGUAAUCAUCCAACUUUUGUGAUGCACUUGGAAGAUUAAAGCAGCAUAUAAACAUCUUAUUUCCAUAAUUUUAGGAGCCCGAUCAAUUAUUUAUUUCUAGAAACGCAAAGUUUUGCUGAAGGGAGGUUUGUAGUCGUAGUGAACUUGAUAAUACAGGGGUCAGUUGAAGUAAUAAUAAAUAUCUAUUUGGAUUUUUGCUUCU
Theobroma cacao (cacao) is the source of this 4060-nucleotide messenger RNA. Its product is annotated as Sec23/Sec24 protein transport family protein. Gene Ontology annotation, molecular function: zinc ion binding; SNARE binding. Gene Ontology annotation, cellular component: COPII vesicle coat; endoplasmic reticulum exit site. Gene Ontology annotation, biological process: intracellular protein transport; COPII-coated vesicle cargo loading; endoplasmic reticulum to Golgi vesicle-mediated transport. NCBI's taxonomy places the organism in Eukaryota, Viridiplantae, Streptophyta, Magnoliopsida, Malvales, Malvaceae. The record is from RefSeq and is a predicted model, not a curated record.